GCUCGUGAUCUCUCCAUUUGAAGAUCCAACGGCUGGCAGCCACCCAUACGCUUCCUAUAUAUAGAUCCUCCCAUUUCUCGUCUACCUGCUAAACCCUCCCAUUACUCUAGGGUUUAUCAUCGCUUUCAACGAUCCAAGUACUCCCCAUUCCUCUGAAGGUUGUAACAAUGGCUUUGUUUAGAAAAGCAGCGAGUAUUCUGGGGAGGACUGUGGCCAGCCGGAUAAAUCAGGAAACAUCAGUGCCCAAGCUCUCUAUCUUUCAAGCAAUAAGAUGCAUGUCAAGUUCAAGGGUUUUUGUUGGAGGACUUUCUUACAACACAGAUGAACAAGGUCUUAGAGAGUCUUUUAAUAAAUAUGGAGAAGUUGUGGAUGUAAGGGUGAUCGUUGACCGUGAAACUGGGAGAUCCAGAGGAUUUGGGUUUGUUACGUUUACUUCCGCUGAGGAGGCAUCAGCUGCCAUCCAGGCUCUGGAUCAGCAGGAACUUCAUGGUCGUACAGUGAAGGUUAACUAUGCAAAUGAUAGGCCACGCACAGGAGGCUUUGGUGGUGGAGGCUUUGGAGGCGGUGGCGGCGGCUAUGGUGGUGGUGGUGGUUAUGGUGGUGGUGGCAGCUAUGGUGGAGGUGGCAGCUAUGGUGGAGGUGGUUACGGUGGCAGUGGUGGUGGCGGUUAUGGUGGGAGUGGUGGCUAUAGCGGUGGUGGUUAUGGGGGCGGAGCUGGAAGUGGAGGCUAUCCUGCAGGUGGAGAGAGCCAAACUGGUGGUGAUGUUCAAAACUUCGGUGGCGCUGGGGGCUAUGCAAAUGACGCCAGCUCCGGUAGCUAUGGUUCAGGCGUGAACAACUUUACUGGAGUUGCUGGUGAGGGAAGCUACGGAGACGAGGAUGCCCCGGAAAAUUUUGCUGAUAAACGGGGUUGAUAUAGCAUCAAUCCCCUCUAAUUGGCUUCGAGUAAGAAUGGAAGCUGCAAGAGAUAUACACUGGUAUAUGGGAUAUCUGAUUGUGUUAUCUUCCGGAAUUCCUAGAACUUUUCUAGUUAUAUUUCAUUUUUUUUUUUUCUGAUCAAUUAUCGUUUAUAUUAGGUUUUUAAGUGUUACGCUUCCGGAUCUUUAUUUGGUGUUUGAAAUAAUGACACUAAUUCACCAAAUAUAUUAUUUUCACAGCUA
Molecule: messenger RNA, 1160 nt
Organism: Salvia miltiorrhiza (redroot sage)
Lineage: Eukaryota; Viridiplantae; Streptophyta; Magnoliopsida; Lamiales; Lamiaceae
Product: glycine-rich RNA-binding protein 3, mitochondrial
Exons: 5
Coding region: 168-914 (248 amino acids)
Molecular function (GO): RNA binding
Source: RefSeq, a predicted model, not a curated record